Messenger RNA from Ostrea edulis (European flat oyster), 5546 nucleotides. RefSeq names its product amidophosphoribosyltransferase-like. The transcript is spliced from 12 exons. Lineage: Eukaryota; Metazoa; Mollusca; Bivalvia; Ostreida; Ostreidae. Gene Ontology annotation, molecular function: amidophosphoribosyltransferase activity. The coding region runs from base 145 to 1653 and encodes 502 amino acids. The record is from RefSeq and is a predicted model, not a curated record. Gene Ontology annotation, biological process: purine nucleotide biosynthetic process; purine nucleobase biosynthetic process.
UGCGUGUUUCAGGUGGGGUGGUUGUUUGUUUUUUUAUUACAGCGCAGUAAGAAUAUUUUCUUUUCUUUUCGAUUUUUCAGGAUACGGUUGGCUUAAUUUCAGGACACCGUGAAAGAAGCAGUUUGCUGAAAUCGCCGAGUUAAUAUGGUGGAUCACCUGAAUACCCAAGAUGACCCAGGACUUCGGGAGGCAUGUGGGGUGUUUGGGUGUGUGUCACAGGGUGAAUGGCCUACCCAGCUUGAUGUAGCCCAUACCAUCUACCUAGGUCUGGUGGGUCUGCAACACAGAGGGCAGGAGAGUGCAGGAAUUGUGACCAGUAUGGGGACAAAUGACUGUAGAUACAAUGUAAGGAAAGGAAUGGGGCUGGUCAGUAACGUGUUUUCAGAAGAAGACCUUCAUAAAUUAAAAGGAAACAUUGGAAUAGGUCAUACCCGCUACUCCACCCAGGGAGAGUCUGACACCAUCAAUGUGCAGCCAUUUGUUGUGGAGACCAUACACGGACUGAUAGCAGUUGCUCACAAUGGAGAGCUUGUCAAUGCAAAGAAACUGAAACAAAAGCUGAUGAAGCAUGGAGUUGGCCUGUCCACAGGAACAGACAGUGAAUUGAUAACACAACUUUUGACGCAUACCCCAGAAUGUGGUGAACCACAUGGUGCCAAUUGGAUUGGGAGAAUCAAGAAAAUAAUGAGUGAGACUAUACUUUCGUAUUCACUUGUAAUCAUGCAUGAUGACAAAAUUUAUGCUGUCAGGGAUCCAUUUGGAAACAGACCUCUUUGUCUGGGAAAGCUGGUCUCACUUGGGUCAAUCAAAGACAACACAAAGAAAUCUGAGAUGACAGAUGGCUGGGUAGUGUCAUCCGAGUCAUGUUCUUUCAACAGCAUUGGAGCCAAAUACUUCAGAGAAGUUCUACCAGGAGAGGUGGUGGAACUUAGCAAAAGAGGAGUAAAAUCUGUGUACAUGGCUCCCAGACUAAACAACAAGGCCCCUGCCACCUGUAUAUUUGAAUAUGUGUAUUUUGCCAGACCAGACAGCAUCAUGGAAGGACAAAUGGUGUACAGUGUCCGUCAGCGCUGUGGUCAGCAGCUGGCCAAGGAGGCGCCAGUGGAUGUAGACCUGGUUAGCACAGUCCCAGAUUCUGCUACACCUGCUGCUCUUGCUUAUGCAGCUCAGCUUGGAAUUCCAUAUGGAGAAGUCUUUUGCAAGAAUCGUUAUGUUGGAAGAACAUUUAUCCAACCAAACAUGAGACUGAGGAAGAUGGGAGUCAACAAAAAAUUUGGUCCACUGAGUGAUAACAUUAGGGGAAGAAGAAUAGUGCUGAUUGAUGACUCCAUAGUCAGGGGUGUAACCAUGAUCCCCAUCGUUCACUUACUCAGAGCAGAGGGUGCUAAAGAGGUACACAUUCGGAUUGCCUCUCCUCCCAUUAAAUACCCCUGCUAUAUGGGGAUUAAUAUCCCCACGAAACAAGAGCUGGUGGCCAACAGAAUCCAGGAGGACAAACUUGCAGAUUACUUUGGUGCAGACAGUCUUCAGUAUCUGACUGUGAAGGGACUUCAACAAGCAGUUGUGGAGGGAAUCAAAGGGGAUGGGCUGGAAAACACUGGUCAUUGUGUGGCUUGUCUCACUGGCAGUUACCCUAUUGAUCUAGAUUGGUGAAAUGUGGAUCCAGUCUUUUAUGGGAGAAUCAACAGGAAAUAUUUUUUAUCUGUGGUUUACUUGUAGAAUGUAUUUUAUUUGAUGCUCUAAGUAAGGCUAGUUUUUCCUGUAAGCAGAUACUGAGCAGCAAAUUUUUCCAAGGUGUUCAUUUAUGAAAUGUUCCAGAAAAGAAACUGAUAUAUAUUCUUUUAUGAUUUACAGUGUAAAAGAAAAAUCCCUUUCUCAGUAGACAAAUUCUUAUUUAUCAUAUGGAUGAAUUGCUAUAUUUACACUCAGCUUGACCGAAAUCCCUGGCAGACAACAACAAAGUCCGAUCCAUGUACAAUCCACUAAAAAUAUCUGUAGGUAAGGCCAAUUCAACUUAAUUGAUAGAUUACCAUCCCCGCCCGCCCCUAAAAAAUCGGCCCGCCCCGAAGUUUUUUAUUUUGCAAAACUUGCAAUUUCCAGAAAAUUUUCAUUGCCGACUCCGGUAUUUACACUUUUUGAUUACAUUUCCGGUAUUGCAACGUGAAAAGCCACGUUAACACGGUUAAGAAAAUAGAUAUGGUUUUCUUAAUUUCUCACGUUCUUACGGGCGUAAAUGAAAGGAAGGGAUUAAUGUUCUUCAUAUCUUGAAGUUUCGUAUGUUUUUGUGUUUGAAGUUAAAAAGCUUAACCCUGAAUUCGUCUGUGAAAAAAGCAUAGAUUUAUAUCCAUUUGGCAUUCAAUGAUGCACAAAAACUCGUUUGUCAUUAAUAUUAUUCUCAGAAAAUAAAAAUCAAAAAAUAAAAUCCUCCCACCCGCCCCAUAAUUUUUGGUGACCCUGGAUAAUAAUCUACUAAUUAAGUUGAAUUGGCCUAAUUAGGAAGCAGACUUUGAUAAGAAACAAAAUUGGUUAUGUUUGACCUGGAUUGAGAGAGAGAGAGACAAAGAGAGAGAGAAUUCAGUCAAAACUUCUUAUUUACUCAAAUUUUGACUGCUGAAAUAAAAGAGCACUCAUGACAUUUUUUUGAGGUAUCCAGGCCUGAUCUCAUAAACAUCUUUGAUUAACUCUCCCAAACGAAACUUGGAUACUUCUUGUUUUUACUCGGAUAUUACCGUUAUUAUUAUUUUCUCCUUCUUUAUCAAAGCUAAACUUGUCCCGAGUGAAGUGCUAGCUGACUGUUUUUUUUUUUUUUUAGUUUUAUGACAUUUUUAUUUCCCAGACCUAUCACUAUAACAUAUAACCAAAUAGACUAAACGAUAAAUGAAAAACAAAAAGUGGAAAGCGGCCAGGGAUGGGGCCCUGACUAAGCUCCACCUAAAUAACAAUAUAUAUUCUCUAUUACAUCUCACAGGAUGUAGAAGAAAGGAAAAAAACUACAAGAUUAUAUGUUUAUAUGAAAAGAGAGUUAUACAAAUAUAAAUAAAUCAUUUCUAGUGGAUAUGAAAGUAUUCCAUAAUAACAACUACACUCCAAAAGGUCCAUUUUGACCCUGGGUAGUCAUGUAAAAGGGAAGGCAGACCCUUUCCCUUUACUUUAUUUGUACAUGAUAUAAAUAGUAUGCAAUGGAAUUUGUAAUAUAAAUAAGAUUAUAAAUUUUUUUACAAUACAAUGUACUAAAAAUAUGUGAAAACGAUACCUUGUUUAAUCUUUUGUAUACAGAUACAUUGAAUUCAAGAAUUCCCUUUACAUGAUUUCGAAUGUCAUAAGAUUGCUCUUUUUUGUUUUGUAUUCUACAAUACAUUUUAUAUUUGUAAAUUUUACAUGCAAUUAGUGAUAAAGAUUAUUUUAAACAAUUGUUUUCUCAUGCCCCCCACCCCCACCCCCCCCCCCCCAAAAAAAACCAAACAAACAAGAACAAUGUUUUUCCAUGACACUUGAAAGUUCAAUAUUUUCUCAACAGUUUUCCAAAUUUCACAAAUAUUUUUACAUUUCAGUACCAGAUGCUCAUUAUUCUCUUUUUCCUUACAUAGUGUACAUAAAUCCGUAUCUGUAACUUUCCAUUUCUUUAACAUAACUCAGUUGCUGGUUAGAUUGUUCAACAACUUGUAAUUGAAAUCAGCAACGUGGGUAAAAAAAAAAAUAUUACAUACUUUUUAGGUCACCCUCAAGUGAGCUUUUCUGAAUGCCUGUUGUCCGUCUGUAAACAUUUUAUAUUUUUGACUUUUUUUCCAGAACCAAUGGGCCAAUUAUAACCAAACUUCACGGGGGGGGGGGGGGCUUGGAUGGGGACCCAAUAGGGGAUCAAAGUUUUACAUAAAAAUAUAUAGGAAAAAUCUUCUUCUCAAGAACCACUGGACCAGAAGAGCUGAAAUUUACAUGAAAGCUGCCUGACGUAGUGCAGAUUCAUGUUUGUUAAAAUCAUGACCUCCGGGGGUAGGGUGGGGCCAGAAUAGGGGAUCAAAGUUUUACAUAGAAAUAUAUAUAGGAAAAAUCUUCUCAAAAACUAUUGGGCCAAGAAAGUGGAAAUUUACAUGAAAACUUCCUGAAAUAGUGCAGAUUCAAGUUUGUUAAACUCAUGACACCUGGGGUUAGGAUGGGGCCACAAUAGGGGAUCAUAGUUUUACAUAGCUAAUAAAUAGAAAAAAAUCUUUAAAAAUUUUCUCCUUAAGAACCAUUGGGCUAAAGAAGUUUACAUUUGCACAAAGCUUCCUGACAUAGUGCAGAUUGAAGUUUGAAAAAACCAUGGUCCACUGGGAAUCAAAAUUUUGCAUACAAAUAUAUAGGGAAAAUCAUUUAAAAAAAUCACUGGCCAGAAAUUUUUACAUUUACAUGAACUUCAUGGCAUAAUGCAUAUUCGCCAGAAAUUUUUACAUCUACAUGAAGCUUCAUGACAUAGUGCAGAUUCAAUUUUGUCAAAAUCAUGGCCCCAGUAGUAGGUUGGGGCCACAAUAGGGAUCUCAGUUUUACAUGCGAAUAUAUGGGGAAAAUCUUUAAAUACAAGCCAAGGUGACUCAGGUGAGCGAUGUGGCCCAUGGGCCUCUUGUUUAUAUAUUGCACUCCAAGACUGUUUUAAAACAUUGAAACUUUUGAAUAAAAAUUUUGGUGUAGAGGAGGUACAAAUUUCUUAUCCUGAUAAAUAUCAUAGAAUCCGUGAUUUAACAGUAGAAAGUAUGAAUUAACUUUUAUAUGUACAUUUUCAUAUAUUAUAUUUUGAACAUCAAAAGGUUGUAGUAAUUUUCCUAUGGCAUUUUUUACAAUAUUAUAUUCACAAAUUCAGUUUUUCUUGCAAAUCAAUUCAUCUGCGAACCAUUCCAUCGACUUGAAAGCAUCAUACUCAAAAUCACACUGCCUCUCACCUCCAAUUUGCGGGGGUUCGAAUCCCGCUCGCACCGGUAAGUGAGAAAGUUUUCCAGUUUACUUUCAGAAGGUCGGUGGUCUCUUCCCAGGUACAAUGUGUGUAUUUAGGAUGCUAUUCAAAAUAUUCACACUUUCGCUUUCUUAUUUUCAUCUAAAGAACAAUUGAAAUCGCAUGCUUCUCUUGACACUCCACAUGCGAAACAUAGAAAUACCAAAAUUACAAUAAUCACAGAAAUUACCAAAUAAAUGACCAAAAUUACCAAUAAAGGGACCAAAAUUACCUCAGUAUAUGUCCAUCUACAUGUCGUCUAGUUACAUAUCAAAUUUCAUGAAGAUUGAUAACAAUUUGAAAGAAUUGUUUCCAUAAAACCGAUUAUUGUGAAGCGUAAAUCUGAGUUACUUCCCUUUACAGUACUCUCAUACAUAGUAAGAUGUGAAACAAUAUAUUUUACGUGCAGGUGUUUGAAUGCACGGCACUGUAGUAAUGAUGAUAUAUUGCUAUACUCGACUCUAUAGAAUGUGUUUAUUUUGUCAGUCUUGCAUGUAUUAGGUACAUUAUCAGAUAGUUAUCUGUAUGCUCACAGCCUUACUGUAAUAUUGUGUUGAAUUCUAAUUAAAUAUUAUUAUAUUAU